CUGGUGUGAUUCCGUCCUGCGCGGCUGUUCUGUGGAACAGUAGUCGUUUCUCUCCGUCCGCCUUCUCUCCCACCUAAGUGCGUGCCACCACCUCAUGGAAGAUUCGAUGGACAUGGACAUGAGCCCCCUGAGGCCCCAGAACUAUCUUUUCGGUUGUGAACUAAAGGCUGACAAAGAUUAUCACUUUAAAGUGGACAAUGAUGAAAACGAGCACCAGUUAUCUUUAAGAACGGUCAGUUUAGGAGCUGGUGCAAAGGAUGAAUUGCACAUUGUUGAAGCAGAGGCAAUGAAUUAUGAAGGAAGUCCAAUUAAAGUCACACUGGCAACUUUGAAAAUGUCUGUACAGCCAACGGUUUCCCUUGGGGGCUUUGAAAUAACACCACCUGUGGUCUUACGGUUGAAAUGCGGUUCAGGGCCUGUGCAUAUUAGUGGACAGCACUUAGUAGCUGUGGAGGAAGAUGCAGAGUCAGAAGAUGAAGAGGAAGAGGAUGUGAAACUCCUUAGUAUAUCUGGAAAGCGUUCUGCCCCUGGAAGUGGUAGCAAGGUUCCACAGAAAAAAGUAAAACUUGCUGCCGAUGAAGAUGAUGAUGAAGAUGACGAUGAUGACGAUGAUGAUGAAGAUGAUGAUGAUGAUGAUUUUGAUGAUGAGGAAGCUGAAGAAAAGGCUCCAGUAAAGAAAUCUAUACGAGAUACUCCAGCCAAAAAUGCACAAAAAUCUAACCAGAAUGGAAAAGACUCAAAACCAUCAACACCAAGAUCAAAAGGUCAAGAAUCUUUCAAAAAACAGGAAAAGACUCCCAAAACACCGAAAGGACCUAGUUCUGUAGAAGACAUUAAAGCAAAAAUGCAAGCAAGUAUAGAAAAAGGUGGUUCUCUUCCCAAAGUGGAAGCCAAGUUCAUCAAUUAUGUGAAGAAUUGCUUCCGGAUGACUGACCAAGAGGCUAUUCAAGAUCUCUGGCAGUGGAGGAAGUCUCUUUAAGAAAAUAGUUUAAACAGUUUGUUAAAAUUUUCCGUCUUAUUUCAUUUCUGUAACAGUUGAUAUCUGGCUGUCCUUUUUAUAAUGCAGAGUGAGAACUUUCCCUACCGUGUCUGAUAAAUGUUGUCCAGGUUCCAUUGCCAAGAAUGUGUUGUCCAAAAUGCCUGUUUAGUUUUUAAAGAUGGAGCUCCACCCUUUGCUUGGUUUUAAGUAUGUAUGGAAUGUUAUGAUAGGACAUAGUAGUAGUGGUGGUCAGACAAAUGGAAAUGGUGGGGAGACAAAAAUAUACAUGUGAAAUAAACUCAGUAUUUUAAUAAAGUAAAAAAAAAAAAAGAA
Messenger RNA from Neofelis nebulosa (Clouded leopard), 1312 nucleotides. RefSeq names its product nucleophosmin. Gene Ontology annotation, biological process: ribosomal large subunit export from nucleus; ribosomal small subunit biogenesis; chromatin remodeling. Gene Ontology annotation, molecular function: chromatin binding; histone binding; RNA binding. NCBI's taxonomy places the organism in Eukaryota, Metazoa, Chordata, Mammalia, Carnivora, Felidae. Gene Ontology annotation, cellular component: nucleoplasm; centrosome; ribonucleoprotein complex. The transcript has a single exon. Bases 95 to 979 code for a protein of 294 amino acids. The record is from RefSeq and is a predicted model, not a curated record.